Messenger RNA from Capsicum annuum, 1646 nucleotides. Its product is annotated as protein STRICTOSIDINE SYNTHASE-LIKE 4. The transcript is spliced from 6 exons. Lineage: Eukaryota; Viridiplantae; Streptophyta; Magnoliopsida; Solanales; Solanaceae. Bases 381 to 1469 code for a protein of 362 amino acids. The record is from RefSeq and is a predicted model, not a curated record. Gene Ontology annotation, biological process: biosynthetic process. Gene Ontology annotation, molecular function: strictosidine synthase activity.
AUUUUUUGAGAAAAAAAUUUAUAGCAUAAAUUAUAAAUUAUAUUUUUUAUUACUCUUUUAAUAUUUUUAAAUUAUUUUCCUAGAAAGUAUGAAGCAUUUAAAAAUCUCACUAAAUAAAAAAAUAAAAUAUAUUUUUUUCAAUAUAUCUCUUUAAAAAUAAAUAAUUUAUUUAUUUUGAACGAUUUAUUUUCAGCCACAAAUUCUAUCCGACCUAGUUAAAGCACCAACUCUAACUCCCAAAAAAUAUUACUUUAAGUAUUUUGAGAUAGAGGUUGUAGUAAUUUUGGACCAAAUAAAUCAUUUUUAUAUGAGCAAGGAUUUUUCCUCCAUGAUAUCUCAUCUGGAAAUUGCACCAACUAAAGCAAACACCAAGCUUCAUUAUGGAUUCUUUGCUGUUUUUCUCUAGCUUUUUAAUAGUUAUUUUGCUGGCUAUUUCACUCCAAAUACUUUUCUUCUCACCAAUAUCUCCUGACAUUCUUGAAAUUCCUUCUGCCUCUAAAACCUUCACCACUUCAAUUACAUCAAAUAACUAUUUGCAGAGAGUAAGUAAACUUGGAGAAGGAUUUCUAGAUAGACCAGAAGAUGUCGCAGUGGACAAAAUGGGAGUUGUGUAUACAGCUACUAGAGAUGGUUGGAUAAAAAGAAAGCACAAAAAUGGAACUUGGGAGAGCUGGAAGUAUAUUGGAGGUGAUUCAUUAUUGGGACUUACAGUAUCAUCUACUGGUGAUAUCAUAGUUUGUGACACUCAAGAGGGACUACUUAAAGUUAGCGAAGAUGGUGCGAGUGUUCUUGCUUCACAUGUCGAUGACGAAAAAAUAAGAUUUGCAGAUGAUGUGGUGGAAGCAUCAGAUGGGAAUCUAUACUUCAGUGUCGCGAGCACCAAAUUUGGAUUCCUUGAAUGGUACCUUGAUGUGCUCGAGGCCAAACCUCAUGGUCAGCUUCUCAAAUAUGAUCCUUCACUGAACCAGACGUCUGUACUUCUGGAUAACUUGGCCUUUGCAAAUGGGGUCGCUCUCUCUGCAGAUCAAGAUUACUUAGUUGUCUGUGAAUCGUGGAAAUUUAGGUGCCUUAAAUAUUGGUUGACAGACGAAAUCAAAGGACAAACAGAUAUCUUCAUCGAUAAUCUUCCUGGUGCACCAGAUAACAUCAAACUUGCUCAAGAUGGUUCUUUCUGGAUAGCUUUAUUGCAGUUAACUGCUCCAGGGCUAAAUUUCAUACACAAGUCGAGAUCUUCAAAACAUUUGCUGGCAACUUUCCCAAAGUUGAUGAACUGGGUGAUUGGAGUACACCACCAAGCUAUGGUAGUGAAUGUGGCAGCUGAUGGAAAGAUAACCAAAGGCUUUGAUGAUUCAACUGGAAAGGUCAUGUCAUUUGUGACAUCUGUGUUGGAGUAUGAGGACCAUCUAUAUUUAGGAAGUCUCCAUUGUGAUUUCAUAGGAAAGUUGCCACUGACAACCUCAACUGUCUAGCUAGCCACUGCUUACUUGCUCAUUUUAUGGUCUGCACAAUUUGUAUCUCUUGAUUCCUAGAAUGUAUCCCAAGCAAAUCUAAGAAAUAUCAUAGCUAGCUAAAAUUAGACAACCAGAACUAGCUAACAAGGAUAUUCAUGAGGCCUUCAUCACCUAUUGUUGGCUGUUAAGUGCUCA